CAGUAGACUUUCAAUGUCUCGUUUUCAAGUCUCGUUCGAUUAUUGAUAGAAUAAAAUAGUUCACUCCAGAUUGUUUACUAAGAAAACUUCAGCCGACGAUUUACAUUUCAUUAAGCAGCAGAAAUGUCAGGCAAGCGAGCAGCAACAACAGAAUUGAAUCAUGACAAUUGGAAUGAAGAGAGUGAACCAGAAGAUGCAGGAACAUUUGCAUUAGCAGCGAACGAUAUACUUGAGAAGAGAGUUAUAAAGACAGCAAGGCGUCGUUUACCAUCAAAAGAUGGAGCUCCGGUGAAGAGUGCAUUUGGGACAUUUAGUGGUUUUAAAACCACUCCUGUAACGAGUCCAUCUCCAUUCAGUUUUUUAGCUAAUGUAAGCAAUGCGUCUAAUACAACUGAUACUUCUUCUGUAGCAGUGACGGCUGUAAAUACGAACAGUAGGCAAAUUGCAAGCAAUGGUUCUUCUAAGACUUCCAAGAACGAUGCUGAUAAAAAGGAAAACCCUACCAAAUUGCAGACACUAUCAAAUACAAAUACAAGCAAGAAGACUUCUGUUGAGCAAAAGAAUGAGAAGACAAAAAAACACUCGUCGGAUUAUCACGCAAAAUUGAAGGGACUGAAUGAGAGUGUCGCUACAUGGAUAAAAAGUCAUGUAGAUGCUAAUCCAUUUUGUAUAUUAACACCUAUAUUUAAAGAUUAUGAGAGAUAUUUGAAAGAGAUUACAUCAAAAGAAGAAAGUACCAAAGCGCAGACCUCGCACAUUGCAGAGCACACAAAACAGAUUGCAUCGAACAAUAGCAAGCAAGAUAUAAACAUGGAAAAAAAAUUAGAGAAAUCGCCAUUUGGCAAUUUGAACGCGAAUACAAACUCCCCUUUAACUACUGGCACGGAAUGGAAACCAGAAAAAUCGAUAUUUUCUAACAUAAAUGCAAAUACUAAAUCAAUAUUUAGUAACACAGAACAGAAAACAGAAAGCCCUAAAUCUGUAUUUGGUACAGAUAUGACUUCUGAUAAGAGCAAAUCUAUUUUUGGAAACAUUGACUCGAAUGUUGCUAGUAAAAGUAUAUUUGGCAACACGAACGUGGAAAGUAAUCCUUUCUUACACAAAUCUGCAGUUUCAGACAGUGGAAAGACAGAUGAAGAAGAAGCAAAAUCUAGUGCGAAGUCUGUCGCUUCUACUUUUCCUACCUUUAGUUUUGGACAGAGUUGUGCUACUAGUAAUGUGACUGCUGGAUUUAGUUUUGGAAGUGCAAAGCCAUUUUCAUUUGCUCCUCAAGCGGUAAAACCGCAGGACUCCGAGGAUAAAACUGACAAUGAAAAUAAAGAUGAGGAAGAUGAGGAACCUCCAAAACCAGAUUUUAAACCAGUAGCUGAAGAAGGUGCUAUUUAUGAACAAAGGUGUAAAGUUUUUGUGAAGAAAGACAACAAUUACAGUGACAAAGGCGUUGGAAUGUUAUAUCUGAAACCAACACCAAACGGAAAGACACAAUUGAUAGUACGUGCCGAUACUGCUUUGGGUAAUCUGUUACUUAAUACUCUGUUAACUCAAAGCAUUCUCACCAAACGCAUGAACAAGAAUACAAUAAUGUUGAUUUGCCUACCGAUGCCAGAUUCCUCGCCACCACCAGUCCCAGUACUAUUAAGAGUGAAAACUGAUGAAAUCGCGGAUGAAUUAUUAGAAGCAUUGAAUAAACAUAAAAAAUAGAAAAAAAGUUGCGCAAAAUUUGUUUUGCGUAUUCGAACAAAGACUUUUUUUUGAUGUUAUCUAAUGAAUAACGAAAAUGAGAUGAAUGCAAAUACAUACAUAAUGAAAAAUUCGUUUAUUAAUCAGCAUAACGAUUUCGUGUUGAGCUUUAUUCGUCAUUCCAUAAAAUGUAAAUUACGCGAUCGCCUAGGAACUUAAACAUAAUCAUUAGAAACGAAGAAUUAUGGAUAAAUAUCAAUGGUAAAUGUUUUCCAGUUGUUAUUUCAUUAACAGAUGUAUAAAAACAUAAUUGUCCUCUUACUAGACUUUUCUCUAAUAAGAGGUAUUCUAAUAAGAAUUCAAUUGAUUCAAAUGAUUUCUAAAAAUUUACAGAUAUUACAUUAUUUGACUGUGUUGCAAAUUUAAUUAAUAAUGUGAUAAUAAUAAUUGGAAAUAUAUGUAUAUAGUAGAAAUACAAUAUUGUAUAUUAUGUACGAGGCAGUUUAUGUUUGUGACAGCUGCUGAAAUAUUCUGUACUAUUAUUAGAAGUAAUUGUACUGUUACAAUUAAUUACAAAUGCAAAAAAAAUUAUAUAAAAUUGUCUGAUAUCUUAUAAAACAAAUUCCUUAAUUUAUAAUAUAUAACGAUUUGUACAAAAAGUAAAAAGAUAUUGGAUAUUCCUCUGCUAAUAUUAUGUUGUACUUAGAAUAUAAUUUAUGUAUUACGAGAUAAAGAUUUAGAGACAUAUUUGGAAAUCAAUCAACAUUCAGGACAGGGAAACAUUCAUUUUACAACUUGUAGAGUUAUAAAUUAUAAUUUUUUACUCUGUCACUUUACCUAUAGUACAUUUGUUAUACGUAUUUAAUUAUACGAAAUUAUUAUAUCUC
This is a messenger RNA of Pogonomyrmex barbatus (red harvester ant), 2567 nucleotides long. RefSeq names its product nuclear pore complex protein Nup50 (gene Nup50). Lineage: Eukaryota; Metazoa; Arthropoda; Insecta; Hymenoptera; Formicidae. Gene Ontology annotation, biological process: protein import into nucleus. Gene Ontology annotation, cellular component: nuclear pore. The record is from RefSeq and is a predicted model, not a curated record.